AUGUCUGCAGAUAUCAAUAUUGUUUCAAAAACUGAUGACUCGGAAUUGGAUGUAGUUGAUACUGCCGAUAGUCCUAGGCCAUAUUUACAUUCUUCUACUCAUAUAGCUUCAUUUUUAAAUCAAUCAGAUACCGAAGAAGACUCGAUUCGAAGACGUCUUCAUGACGACUCAGGUUCUGAAAAUAGUUGUUCCGAAUCACCAGGUAAUACUGCGUUUCGCCCUCGACAAUCGACGUCACCAAAAGAUUCCGCAGGACCAUUAAACCCAUCAGAAGAAUAUCCCUCUCCUAAUGGCAGCAUCCUGCCAGAACCAGAACCUGACACAUCCGAUCCCACACGGUCACCAUCUGUCUCCCACCUCACACGCAUUCACAACCACCUAAAAGCAGGACACAGUUUUGCGCCAUACACAUUACCUCAACCACUGGAGUAA
Diabrotica balteata is the source of this 432-nucleotide messenger RNA. NCBI's taxonomy places the organism in Eukaryota, Metazoa, Arthropoda, Insecta, Coleoptera, Chrysomelidae. The record is from the annotation of a GenBank genome assembly.